Molecule: messenger RNA, 3220 nt
Organism: Leucoraja erinaceus (little skate)
Lineage: Eukaryota; Metazoa; Chordata; Chondrichthyes; Rajiformes; Rajidae
Gene: cul3b
Product: cullin 3b
Exons: 16
Coding region: 275-2578 (767 amino acids)
Biological process (GO): ubiquitin-dependent protein catabolic process; protein ubiquitination
Cellular component (GO): Cul3-RING ubiquitin ligase complex
Molecular function (GO): ubiquitin protein ligase binding
Source: RefSeq, a predicted model, not a curated record
GGCGGGCCGUCCGGGUGACCUGCGCACUGAGGGCGUCGGCCGCCAUAGCGCCGGGCUGCGAUUCUUCCCCCUCGACAAACCCCGAGGAACUGGUUGAUGGUCGACGGCGCCGCCGCCUCUCUGCCCCAGGGGUCGGUUAGGCCGGCCAUCCGCUCCCACAACACACCGUUACCCUCCCGGCGGCGGCGGCUCCUUCCCCCCCUCCCCCCCACGUCUCCUUUCCCCUGACCCGCCACUCCCCCCCUGCUCUAUGUGAGAGCAGCCAGCAGCCAACAUGUCAAACCUGGGCAAAGCUGGGACGAAGAAAGACACCAAGAUGAGGAUACGAGCCUUCCCUAUGACUAUGGAUGAAAAGUAUGUAAAUAGUAUCUGGGAUCUACUGAAGAAUGCCAUCCAAGAGAUUCAACGCAAAAAUAAUAGUGGACUCAGCUUUGAAGAACUGUACAGAAAUGCAUAUACAAUGGUAUUGCAUAAACAUGGUGAGAAAUUAUAUACUGGACUGAGAGAAGUUGUAACUGAGCAUCUGAUCAAUAAGGUACGAGAAGAUGUGUUGAACUCAUUAAAUAACAACUUCCUGCAGACCUUAAAUCAAGCGUGGAAUGAUCAUCAGACGGCAAUGGUGAUGAUAAGAGAUAUCCUCAUGUACAUGGAUCGAGUGUAUGUACAACAAAAUAACGUAGAGAAUGUUUACAACUUGGGGUUGAUCAUUUUCAGAGAUCAAGUUGUGCGUUAUGGUUGCAUCAGAGAUCACCUACGUCAAACACUCUUGGAUAUGAUUGCACGUGAAAGGAAAGGAGAGGUAGUAGACAGAGGUGCAAUUCGAAAUGCUUGCCAAAUGCUAAUGAUUCUGGGCCUAGAAGGUCGUUCAGUGUAUGAGGAAGAUUUUGAAGCUCCAUUUUUAGAAAUGUCUGCUGAAUUCUUCCAGAUGGAAAGUCAGAAGUUCUUAGCAGAAAAUAGUGCAUCUGUGUACAUUAAGAAAGUGGAGGCACGGAUUAAUGAAGAAAUUGAGCGGGUUAUGCAUUGUCUUGAUAAAUCUACGGAAGAACCAAUUGUGAAAGUGGUGGAGAGAGAAUUAAUUUCUAAACAUAUGAAAACUAUAGUGGAAAUGGAAAAUUCUGGCCUAGUCCAUAUGUUAAAAAACGGAAAAACAGAAGAUCUAGCUUGUAUGUACAAGCUGUUCAGUCGUGUGCCAAAUGGAUUGAAAACUAUGUGUGAGUGUAUGAGUUCGUAUUUGAGAGAACAGGGCAAAGCACUCGUGUCUGAAGAAGGAGAAGGCAAGAACCCAGUGGACUAUAUCCAGGGUCUCUUGGAUCUCAAAGGAAGAUUUGAUCGUUUUCUUCAGGAUUCAUUCAACAACGAUCGCCUUUUUAAGCAAACCAUUGCUGGUGAUUUUGAAUACUUCCUCAACCUCAACUCCAGGUCCCCGGAAUAUUUGUCACUAUUUAUUGAUGACAAACUUAAAAAAGGAGUAAAAGGUUUGACAGAACAAGAAGUGGAGACUAUCUUGGACAAGGCUAUGGUUCUGUUCCGAUUCAUGCAGGAAAAGGACGUGUUUGAACGAUACUACAAGCAACAUUUAGCCAGAAGGCUUCUAACCAACAAAAGUGUAUCUGAUGAUUCUGAGAAAAACAUGAUCUCAAAACUUAAGACGGAGUGUGGCUGCCAGUUCACAUCCAAACUGGAGGGCAUGUUCAGAGACAUGAGCAUCUCAAAUACAACGAUGGAUGAGUUCCGGCAACAUUUACAAACUACAGGGGUUUCUCUAGGAGGUGUUGACUUGACGGUAAGAGUUCUGACAACAGGUUAUUGGCCGACUCAGUCUGCUACACCAAAAUGUAACAUCCCUCCUGCACCAAGACAUGCAUUUGAAGUCUUUAGAAGAUUCUAUUUGGCAAAGCACAGUGGUCGACAACUUACACUUCAGCAUCACAUGGGUUCAGCGGAUCUAAAUGCUACUUUCUAUGGACCUGUGAAAAAGGCAAAUGGCUCGGAGGUUGGAGUAGGUGGCGCUCAAGUAACUGGCUCAAAUACCAGAAAGCACAUAUUACAAGUAUCUACUUUCCAGAUGACUAUAUUAAUGUUAUUCAACAACAGAGAAAAAUACACAUUUGAGGAAAUCCAACAAGAAACAGAUAUUCCUGAACGAGAAUUGGUCAGAGCUCUUCAGUCAUUAGCAUGUGGGAAACCAACGCAACGAGUCCUUAGCAAAGAGCCCAAGUCAAAAGAAAUUGAGCCUGGUCAUGUUUUUAUAGUGAAUGAUCAGUUCACAUCAAAAUUGCACAGAGUCAAAAUCCAAACAGUUGCUGCCAAACAAGGAGAGUCUGACCCAGAAAGAAAAGAAACACGACAGAAAGUUGAUGAUGACAGAAAGCAUGAAAUUGAAGCUGCCAUUGUACGCAUCAUGAAAUCCAGGAAGAAGAUGCAGCAUAAUGUUCUGGUGGCAGAGGUGACCCAGCAGCUGAAGGCUCGUUUCUUACCAAGUCCAGUGGUAAUUAAAAAAAGAAUUGAGGGACUUAUUGAGAGAGAAUAUUUGGCACGAACACCUGAGGAUCGUAAAGUAUACACUUAUGUAGCAUAAGGUGCAUUCAACCAGUUUAUCUUCUGGACUGUAUAAUCGCAUGAACUGGGAGGUUCGUUUUAAAAAUAUUAAGAAGACCUUCUCCAAAUAAAUUGCAGUAAGUGUACUAGAUUAUUCAGAUCAAGCCCUCGUUCCCUGUGAUAAUUUUGAACAAAAAUGGACUCAACUUCUGGUUGCUCGCCAUUUUACCCUUGUAGAGAUCAUCCUUAAGAGUUCUUCGGGAAAAUGUGAAUGUGUUUUCAUUUUGUUUUCAGUACUGUACAAAAAAAAGGAAAUAAAAUUUAGAAAACGUGAAAUACCAUCAAUAAAAAUAAAAUAAUUGUUCGAAUUUCUUUUUCCCUGAUUCUCAAUGUUUAUGUCGAGGAAUUUUUCCAAGUGUUUGGCACCUCCGUGCUUGUAAGGAUUGGGUAUAUAAAGCUGGUUAAAUGAACUGCAACUGCCUCGCAUAUUGCCUUGCUUUUGCAGUAUUUUGCUGGGAAGAAGGCUUUAAUGUGAACUCCAAAAUAGUGAACACAUUUAUAAAAUGGCAAAAAUGUGCUAUUAAACAUGUUGUAUUUUACCAUUGGAUGCAAGUUGCUGCAUGAUUUAUUUUUAGUCAAUCUUUGGAUGGGGUCCCAUUAAACUGCCUGUAUUAUCGCUAAA